AAAACAAAGAAAAGAAAAAAAGAGCUAAAAACAAAUUAAAAGAUUGAAGCAGAAGAAGCAAGCUAAGCACAUGAUGAAGAGCAAGGCAAGGCAGGGAUAAUCUUUAUUUUAAAAAAGGAAAGAAAAAAUGUCUGCUGGUAGCUAUAUAUACGCGUACGCGCGGGCACUGACUACUUCAUCAACCAAUCUGCCCUCCAGUGUGUGUUAGUGUCGACCACUCACAUAUGGCCAUUGUUCUGGAUGCGUUCGCGUCAUACGUCGGCGACCUGCUCAAGCAGGUGGCCAAGGACGAGGUCAACCUCCUCUUCGGCGUCUCCGGUGAGAUCGCCACCCUCCACGACAAGCUGCGCAUCCUCAAGGACUACCUCGCUGACGCCGAUCGCCGACGUAUCACCGACCAGAGUGUCCAAGGGUGGGUGACGAAGCUCAAGCACGCCAUGUACGACGCCACCGACAUCCUCGACCUCUGCCACCUCAAGGCCAUGCAGCGCCAGCGCGGUGGUGGCAGCUCAUCCUCCUCCAACCCUGUGGGCUGCCUGGACUCGCUGCUCUUCUGCCUCCGCAAUCCACUCUUCGCCCACGACAUUGGAAGCCGCAUCAAGGCGCUCAACACCAGGCUCGACGCCAUCUGCAAGAGCGCUGCCGCUUUCAGCUUCCUCAAGCUGGAGGCCUACGAGGACAUGGCAGCGCCCCGACGGUCCAGCGCCACCGACCGCAGGACGGACCCGGUGCUGGGGAAGGAGAGAUCGGGUGUUGUUGGGGAGAAAAUCGAGGAGGACACCAGCGCGCUGGUGCAAAGGCUCACCAACGGCAACACGGCUAUGACAACGAUCAUGGUGGUUGCCGUGGUGGGCACCGGCGGGAUCGGCAAGACGACGCUGGCGAAGAAGGUGUUCAACGACGAGACCAUCCAGAAAGCAUUCCACAAGAAGAUAUGGCUGAGCGUGACGGAAGACGAGAACGAGGUGGAGCUCCUGAGGGAGGCCAUCAAGUCCGCCGGCGGCGGCAGUGGCGCCGGCGAUGCUCGAGACAGCAACAGCAAGUCCCUUCUUGUCGACGCCAUCAGGAACAAGAGGUUCUUCCUUGUGCUAGACGACAUGUGGAGUGACAGGGCAUGGUGGAACCUGCUCAGGGAGCCCUUCAGCCAUGGCGCCGUCGGCAGCCGUGUCCUCAUAACCACUCGACAUGACGACGUUGCCCGAGGGAUGCAAGCCGUCCGCCCCUUCCACCACGUCCACAAACUGUAUCCUCGAGAUGCCUGGUCACUCCUCAAGAAACAGGUAGCGUCAAGUGAUAUGGAGGAGCUUGAAAUUGACGACAUGCUCAAGGACAUCGGAAUGGAAAUAAUAGACAAAUGUGACGGAUUACCUCUUGCUGUAAAAGUAAUGGGAGGACUGUUGCGCAGGAGGGAGAAACAGAGAGCCGAUUGGGAACAAGUUCUGCAAGAUUUUAUAUGGUCAGUACCUCCUGGUGAACUAAAUGAUGCGGUAUACCUGAGCUAUCAAGAUUUGCCUUCUUGUUUGAAGCAGUGCUUUCUGCACUACUCCCUCCUCCCAAAAAAUGUAGAAUUCUACGAUGUCACGGUCAUUGGCAUGUGGAUAAGUGAAGGAUUUCUUCACGGGGACACUGAUGAUUUAGAAAAAUUAGGAGAAAGGUACUAUCAAGAGUUAAUUUACAGAAACCUAAUAGAGCCAGAUGUAGAAUACGCUGAUCAAUGUGUUAGCACCAUGCAUGAUGUCAUUCGUUCAUUUGCUCAAGAUAUCUCUAGAGAUGAAGCACUUGUAGUUUCAACUUCAGAUGAAAGAGGCAAAGGUGCACUUAGAUCACAAAAGUUUCUUAGGCUGUCUGUAGAAACCAAUGAUUUUCAACCGAACGAUGAACUUGAGUGGAAACUCAUACAAGGCCAGGGAUCACUUAGAACACUAAUAGUGAUUGGCGAGCUCAAGAUUGACCAUGGGGAUUCGUUGAUUAAUUUUACAAGCCUAAGGACUCUGCACAUAGAAGACACAAAUUGUAGUGCAUCCUUGGUUGAAUCCUUGCACCAACUCAAGCACUUGAGGUAUCUGUUCCUAGAAUGCAGCGACAUAGCUAGACUACUACAGAACAUCAGCAAACUCAAAUUAUUGCAGUACCUUGAGAUUAUAUCUGAAAAUUUGGUCAGACUUCCUAACAGCAUUGUAAAGCUAGGGCAGCUUAGGCAUCUUGACCUUCUAGGCAUAAGCAUAAGUGGCAUACCCCGACAGUUCUGUCGACUGACAAAUUUGAGGUAUUUGUAUGGGUUUCCUGUACAAGCAGAUGGUGACUGGUGUAGUUUACAAGAGCUGGGUCCUCUUGCUAAGCUACGGAGACUUGCACUAAGAAAGCUAGAGAAUGUACCCGUUACCUCCUUGGCUAGAGAGGCUAGGCUUGGUGAGAAGUUGCAUCUUCGCUACUUGAGAUUAGAGUGUAGCAGUAGACUUGGUGAAGAUGGAAAAUAUUGA
Molecule: messenger RNA, 2480 nt
Organism: Oryza sativa Japonica Group (Japanese rice)
Lineage: Eukaryota; Viridiplantae; Streptophyta; Magnoliopsida; Poales; Poaceae
Source: RefSeq, a predicted model, not a curated record